AUGCUUGAUGAACAAUUGAUACAUGAUAGGAGUAAACUAGCUGUACUCUACUUCAAAUCGGGUGAUUAUGUCAAAGCCUUGAGCAUCUACGACAAGUUAAUAUACCAAGUUCGACAAUUUUCCAGCCAGGAUAUUAAAGCAAUACGAGCCCAAUAUGGAUUGAAAGAGAUACCAGAAGUUGGGAAACUAAUACACCCAAAACUUACAACUUACCUUGAUCAGAGAGCAGCAACAUUGGAAAAACUAGAAAAGUACGAUCUGGCAUUAAGGGACUCAAUAAGACUGAUUGAAUUAGAUCCUUCCGAUUACAAGGGAUACUUGAGAAUUGGAAAGUUGCAUAUGAUGGAAGGAAACAAGUACGAGGCUUAUAAGACUUAUCAAAGGGGACUUUACGUUAUUGAGAGUUUGAUCAAGAAAGGGACGCAUACGGCGAAUGCUAAAUUAUAUGAUAAAUUGAAAGAGCAGUAUAGACUAUUGAAUCAAGAAUUGAAAGCAGAAAGAAAGGCAUCUGAUGCUUUGCAAAGUGCUAGCGCUAGUGCUAGCACCAGUAGACUUGGAUCUACCAAGUCGCAUACCCCGGUAAAGAAGAGGAGAGUAACCAGAGACAUAGAUCCUACAAACUACCUCCCUUUGGAAUGCUUGAACCUUAUAUUUCAUCACCUAUCCCCACAGACUAUUUAUAAAUGUCGAAUGGUUUCCAAAUCAUGGUACAGUGCAUUGAUGCAACUAAAAUUAUACCACUUUGAUUGCAAACCAAUCAUCACGUUAGAUGAGUUUACCCAAGGUGUUAAAUUCUUCAAAAAGAAUGCAUCGCAUACAUAUUCUAAACAAAUCAAGAGGCUCAAAAUUAAUCAAGUGUACAAUAAGAAACUUCCCCAUGUAUUGUCCGUUUUAAUCAAAGAGCCACAAUUUCCAAUACAAUCUUUUGAAGUGAUGGAUCCCAUGAUGAAUUUGCAAUUGAUUUAUGCGCUGAUGGCCAAGUAUUCCUGGAAGUUGAAUAAUUUCCACCAUUUACAAUCGUUGUCACUUGGAAUCAAUUGUAGCAUCAAGUAUCCCCAGCUACUAUUGAAUAUGUUUCCCCAAUUGAAGCAUUUAAAGAUUUGUAUAAUGAUACCUGAUCGAAGUGUUAUGAACAUGGUGCCAUUACAAGAUAAGGUGUUUAAGAAAUUCAAACUGUUGAGAAUGGAUUCAUACAAAUUGGAAACAUUGUUUUUGGUCAAUCAUGUGAAAUUGUUAACCAGUGAGUCAAUGACUAUAUCCCCAACCACGUACAAUCCAUGCCCUGUUUUACUCGAUUACAACUUUCCAAAUUUGACUGAAUUGACCAUGUGUUCCUUCAAUUUCAGCAACCAUUUACCUACGUUUGGCGAGUUCUUAACUCGGCAUAGCAACAUUACCAAAUUAUACCUUGAAAAUAAUCCUGGCUUGAAUCUACUCAUAUUUUUGCAAAUCUUACUCAAUUAUAAACCUGGAUUUCAAUUGACUCAUUUUACAUUUCGAGAACAUGGAGUGGCUUCCACCAUGUCAUUACAAGAGAUUUAUUUCCCUUAUAUUACCCAAUUUUCCCACAUGGAGCAAUUGGACUUGUACAAGACUUGUCUUUCAGUCAUUGGAUUGGAGAAAAUUUUAACCACCUGCGGUAAAUCGCUCAAAUAUCUCAAUUUAGGUUGCCCAACGUAUUUAUCAUUUCAUAUCCCGGGUAGGAAACAGCUUGAAUUAAACAAAAUUCUAUCUGUGUGUCCUGAGCUACUGCAUUUAUUGUUGCCGGAUAUGAAUAUAGAUACAGUAUCAAUGAUGAAUAUAAUAAAACAACUUCAAUCGAUUCAACAACCAGUGGGAUUACAUUAUUUGGACCUCGGCUUUAAUCAAUUUGAUGGGGUCGAUUUGAUGCGAUUAUUGGGUACGGGGUUGCGGCUAGAUACAUUGGAUGUAAAUGGGUUGAGUAUCUCUGAGGAUACCUUAGUCUAUAUCAAACGAAAGGGUUUUGUGCAAAAUAUCUUGUUUGAUCAAAGAAAGACGAAAUGGAAAGUGUAUGGUGUUAAUACCUGGCUACAACAGUAG
Molecule: messenger RNA, 2061 nt
Organism: Lodderomyces margitis
Lineage: Eukaryota; Fungi; Ascomycota; Pichiomycetes; Serinales; Debaryomycetaceae
Product: DNA-binding SCF ubiquitin ligase subunit
Exons: 1
Coding region: 1-2061 (686 amino acids)
Molecular function (GO): Hsp90 protein binding
Source: RefSeq, a predicted model, not a curated record